This is a messenger RNA of Dictyostelium discoideum AX4, 456 nucleotides long. It is a transcript of the gene sodD, whose product is annotated as superoxide dismutase. The record is from RefSeq and is a predicted model, not a curated record. The transcript is spliced from 2 exons. NCBI's taxonomy places the organism in Eukaryota, Evosea, Eumycetozoa, Dictyosteliales, Dictyosteliaceae. Gene Ontology annotation, cellular component: cytoplasm. The coding region runs from base 1 to 456 and encodes 151 amino acids. Gene Ontology annotation, molecular function: copper ion binding; metal ion binding; superoxide dismutase activity. Gene Ontology annotation, biological process: superoxide metabolic process.
AUGGUAAAAGCUAUUUGUGUGGUUAAAGGGGCAGUUGUAAAUGGAACUAUAAUAUUUUCACAAGAAAAUGAAGGAUCUCCAGUUUAUGUGAAUGGUACUAUUAGUGGGUUAAGCGGUGGUUUACAUGGUUUUCAUAUUCACGAGUUUGGAGAUACAAGCAAUGGUUGUUUAAGUGCAGGAGCACAUUUCAAUCCAUUUCAUGUUGAACAUGGUGGUCCAAACAGUGCAAUUCGUCAUGUUGGUGAUUUAGGGAAUAUAACAUCAUGUCCUUCUAGUAAAGUUGCCAACGUAUUAAUACAAGAUAACGUUAUCUCUCUAUUCGGGGACUUGUCAAUAAUUGGGAGAACAUUGGUAGUUCACGAAAAUCAAGAUGAUUUAGGAUUAGGAGGAAAUUUAUCAAAAACAACUGGAAAUGCUGGAGCAAGAGUAGCAUGUGGAAUUUUGGCAAAGAUUUAA